This is a messenger RNA of Folsomia candida, 1749 nucleotides long. RefSeq names its product sialin-like. Gene Ontology annotation, cellular component: plasma membrane. NCBI's taxonomy places the organism in Eukaryota, Metazoa, Arthropoda, Collembola, Entomobryomorpha, Isotomidae. The transcript is spliced from 9 exons. The record is from RefSeq and is a predicted model, not a curated record. Bases 154 to 1656 code for a protein of 500 amino acids. Gene Ontology annotation, biological process: monoatomic anion transport; transmembrane transport. Gene Ontology annotation, molecular function: transmembrane transporter activity.
GAGUGCGAAUAAAAAAUAUUUCUUUAUCCAGACACCUUUCAGACACCUGUCAAAUUUGGUGGUAAUUUGCAUUCAGGUUUGUUGACAAAUACGUAGCAAGGCGCUCAUCUGAACUAGAUACUACUAGAACUAUCCCAAAAAUAGGCUAGAAAUAUGGAGAACAUGAAGUCAAAACCCUUAAAAGCUAAAGUGUUCCCAUCGGAACGAAUAAUAUUAGCAAUCAUGUGCAUGUUGGCAACGUACAAUUUCAUGUUUCAAAGGCUGACCAUCAACUUUGGCUUAGUUUGCAUGGUGAAAUCACCGUCUGUUGCAAAUAAUAGUACACCAAUAAAUGAAAUGGCCCAUGAAAUUGGGGACGAUCAAGCCGAGUUCGAAUGGUCAAGAGAUGUUCAAGGUUUAAUUCUCGCUUCGUUCUACUAUGGAUUUGUUUUUGCUCAAAUUCCUGGGGGUUGGUUUUCCGAUCGGUUUGGAGCUAAGCGUGCACUAAUCAUGAGUGGAUUUUUGGUCAGUAUUUUUACCCUCUUUACACCUCUGGCGGCACGCUUGGGACCAAAUUAUUUAAUUGGUCUACGAUUAGCUCAAGGAAUAUCUAAUGGUGCCGCAAUGCCUGCGAUAAGUACGCUCUCGUCACGUUGGUUUGCCGCAUUGGAGCGAGGUUUCAUGCUGGGAAUUGCAUAUUCAGGAUUUGCAUUUGCUACUUCCACGACAUAUCCAAUUGCUGCAUUCUUUUGUGAGAAUACAGGAUGGCCUGGGUUGUUUUAUUUUGCAGGAAUUUUCGGACUUUUGUGGUGCGUUGCAACAUUUUUUCUAAUUUUUGAGUGGCCGGAAACUCAUCCGAGAAUAGGCAACGAGGAAAUUAUAUUUGUGCAGAAAUACCGUGCUGUUCAAUAUACUAAUGCAUCUAAUGGGCCUACAAAUCCUCAAGUAAUUCCAUGGAUGAAGAUUUUAUUCUCAGUGAGGGUCUGGGCUUUGUUAAUUUCUAAUUUUGGUUGCACCUGGGUAUUCAUUUCUAUUGGGAUGUAUCUACCAACUUACACGAAAGAAGUACUGCGUCAAGAUAUUUCACAGAAUGGAAUUCUGUCAGCGAUCCCCUUCGUGUGCACGACAAUUGCUCAUUUCUUAGUUGCCAUAGCAUUUGAUUGGAUUCGGAAGAUGAAUUAUUGUUCAGUUACCGUGCUAAGGAAAGGGUUCAAUUCGCUAGGUGCAUUUGGUGCAGCGCUAGCCAUGGGAUUGAUUGGAUUCGUUCCAAGUGGAAAUGUUCUUGGUCCUGUCGUCCUUAUAACGAUGGGUCAAAUAUUUGUCGAAUUUGCAUUCACGGGUGGCUAUGUCUUCAGCAUAUUUGAACUUGCGCCCAAAUUUGCUGGGACGCUGACCGCGAUAAUGAACACGUUUGGGUUCAGUGUCGGACUCUUGAGCCCUCCUUUGGUCAGCUACCUUACCUCAAAUGGGAGGAGGGAAGACUGGUUGAUAUUUUUUAAUAUUUCUGCUGGAAUUUGCGCUCUGGGUGGAGUUUUUUAUGUUCUAUUUGGCACGUCAGAGUUGCAAGAUUGGGCCGUGACAGGGAGAAAGAGCGAUAAUAAUAAUGUGCAAAAUGUUGGUAGUUCAAAGGAUGAAAUGAUUCUUAUAAAGGACAAAGAAAAUAAUUCCAAGAAAUAAAGAAAAUUUAUAAUUAAAAAAAAUCUAGCCACAAGCUUUUGCGAAAUGGGAAGUGUUUUUUUAAGACAUACUGAGGAUGAGUUUCACACGUAU